This is a messenger RNA of Diorhabda sublineata, 1973 nucleotides long. It is a transcript of the gene gkt, whose product is annotated as probable tyrosyl-DNA phosphodiesterase. The record is from RefSeq and is a predicted model, not a curated record. NCBI's taxonomy places the organism in Eukaryota, Metazoa, Arthropoda, Insecta, Coleoptera, Chrysomelidae. Gene Ontology annotation, biological process: double-strand break repair; single strand break repair. Gene Ontology annotation, molecular function: single-stranded DNA binding; 3'-tyrosyl-DNA phosphodiesterase activity; double-stranded DNA binding. Bases 148 to 1935 code for a protein of 595 amino acids. The transcript has 10 exons. Gene Ontology annotation, cellular component: nucleus.
GACAUUUCCCGCCAUCAAUUUGAAUAAAACUUGACACUUUCAUAACCCAUCUUUAAUACUUUCUAUUUUUUUUGGAUGUAAUCAGAAAACAGUUUUUAACAUUUUCUUUUACAUGACGUGAUUCUAUAAAAUACCAUUUGACAAAUAAUGGAUUCCUUCUUAAAAAGAAAAAAUGUAAAUUCAGAUAACAAUGAUGUUAAGAAAAUUAAAAAAGAAAUUUGCCCUCAUUCCUUGAAGUGUUUUAGAAAAAAUCCUCAUCACUUUAAAGAAUUUGAUCAUCCUCACCUUACAAAGCUUAUUGAAACCAAUACACAGAUCGAAAUACCAAGUGAUUAUCCUCAGCCCAAAAAUAUAUAUUUAGAACAAAUCAAUAUAUUAAAACCACUAUUAAAAAUGAUGUCAAAUAAAUUGAUGUCUUCUUCUGAUAUAAAUUUACCAUCAACAAGUUCUUCAUUUAAUGAAAAUUCAAUUAAUCAUGAACAAACAGAUAAAGAUGCAACAGAUAUAAAAGUGAAAUCUGAAAGUACGAUUAAAAGAAAAAACAGCCCAAAGGAUAAUUUGCAAGAAAAAAAUCAUACAGAAUCAAAAAUAAAACCACUACCUGGAACUAUGUUAGAGAAAUUGGAAAGAAAUGCACCAUAUAAUAUAUUUUUUACUACUAUUAUUAAAGCCCCCCAAACUAAAGAUCAACCCAACUCCAUAACUUUUACAGAUUUAUUAUGUCCUAGUCUUGGUGCCUUGAAGUGUUCUUUACAAAUAAAUUUCAUGAUUGAUAUUGAUUGGUUGUUGAAGCAGUAUAAAGAAAGAAAUCUAAGUUCAAAACCACUAACAAUUUUGUAUGGGGAUGAUUGGCCAGAUAUGGAAAAAUUUAUAAAAAUGUUUUGUCCUAAUGUUACCAGCAAACUAGUGAAAAUGAAAGAUCCUUUCGGAUGUCAUCAUUCGAAAAUAGGAAUUUAUGUUUAUGAAGAUAAUUCUCUUAGAGUUGUGGUUUCAACUGCAAAUUUGUAUUAUGAGGACUGGAACCAUUACAACCAAGGAUUGUGGGUUAGUCCUACUUUACCAAGAUUGUCAGAUUCUUCUUCAGAAAAAGACGGAGAAUCACCUACACAAUUCAAGACAAAUCUAUUGAACUAUUUAAAAAGUUACAAAGAAUCUAUUUUGGAACCAUUUAUACAGUAUGUACAGAAAGCAGAUUUUAGUGCUGUUAGAGUAUUCUUAAUUUACUCAGCUCCCGGAAAGUAUUAUCCAAAUAGUAAUGGCAGUCAUUUACAUGCUGUUAGCGAUUUACUUUGUCGGCAUGUUGAUUUACCAGCUAAAACUACUCCCCAAAGUGAAGGACCUCUGGCUUGGGGUGUAGUAGCUCAAUCAUCAAGCUUAGGUGCCAUGGGGAAAAAUCCUGGGGAUUGGUUAAGGGGUUCCAUUUUAAGGUGCUUGGCAAGCUAUAAAGGAAGUAAAAAACCCAUGAAUUCUAAUGCCAGUAUUAGCAUUGUAUAUCCCAGUGUUGAUAAUGUGAUGAAUGGAUAUUUUGGUCAUGAAAGUGGUGGAUGUUUGCCCUAUUCAAAGACUACUAAUGAAAAACAAAAGUGGUUACAGGAUUAUAUGUAUCAAUGGAAAGCUGAAUCUUAUGGUCGUACCCGAGCGAUGCCACAUAUAAAAACUUAUUGUCGAAUUUCUCCAUGUUUAAGCAAACUGGCUUAUUUCUUAUUGACUAGUGCCAAUUUAUCGAAAUCUGCUUGGGGAGGUCCUUUCGGAAAAGACAUGGGGGUUUAUGUGAGAUCUUAUGAAGUCGGUGUAUUAUUUUUGCCCAUAUUUUUUGAUGAAGAAUAUCUUGAAAUUAGUAAUACCAAUAACAGGAAAAAUAAGAAUUUGUUUCCUUUUAUGUAUGAACUUCCAUUAACACCGUAUAAAAAAGAUGAUUAUCCAUGGUGUAAUUAAUUUUUGUUAUCUAUUUUUUCAAUAAAGUGUAUACCAAA